AUGGCUCCAGUGACUGAUUUCGGAACAAAUCCUCGCUAUGCUCAGGAACAACCCGUAGAGAACUCCAAUGGGAUUCGACCAAGGCAAGGUCACAAAAUCAUCAUUAAUCAGUCGAAGAAGGAAUUGUUCAACAUCCAUUCCGGGUUAAGAGACCCUGAUGAGAUUACCGAUGGCGUUCUUGAUGGAGUACGUGUGUUUAUACUACCACAUCCGAGAGCUAAAUUCAACGUUUCUGAG
Messenger RNA from Ostertagia ostertagi, 237 nucleotides. Lineage: Eukaryota; Metazoa; Nematoda; Chromadorea; Rhabditida; Trichostrongylidae. The record is from the annotation of a GenBank genome assembly.